GUGUCGUAUCCGUAGCGAUGAUUUGACGCAGCGGGACCAAUUGAUAUACCGUAUAUAAGGCUGGUGGUGGAACAUGGUGGUAGCAGUCAACAUGGCGAGGGUCAUCUGGUGUGUGGUGCUCUUGGUGCUGGUGGCAUGUGGUGACUGUGGUGUACAUGUGAAGCGUGUAAGACGUGGCUACAACAGCGGUUACGGUGAUAGCAGUAGCGGGUACGGGCGCGGGAGCGACGAGCGAGACGCCAGUGUUAGCGAGGAGAGUGGCGGGUGCAGUAGCGGAGGCGGUUAUGGGAGAGGAUACAACAGCAAUGGCGGUCGAGAGCUGGCGUACAACCGUGACGGCCGGCCGACGUCGGACACGCGCGGCGGACGCUCCUUCAUCAAGUCCACCGCUUCCGCUGCCGCCUCCGCUUCCUCUUACACCCUGAACCAGAAGAACGCUGUAUAACGACAAACACGACGGACUUAGGCCAGCGCGCACUAUGAGUUUUUCGCCGCGCGGCAGAUAAAAUCAGCGGCAUAAUCGCACUGUAAUACUGCACCAAACAGUUUUAAAUUGUAUUGCGCGCACUUGACGGCAGAGCCACCGCAGCGGCGCAGUAUUACAGUGCGACAUUAUGCCGCUGCUCUUUUCUGCGGCGCGGCGAAAAACUCGUAGUGCGCGCGUGGCCUUAUGGGCAUUUAUAACCACGGCGA
Pectinophora gossypiella (pink bollworm) is the source of this 693-nucleotide messenger RNA. Its product is annotated as ATP-dependent RNA helicase laf-1-like. Bases 74 to 445 code for a protein of 123 amino acids. The transcript has 3 exons. The record is from RefSeq and is a predicted model, not a curated record. Lineage: Eukaryota; Metazoa; Arthropoda; Insecta; Lepidoptera; Gelechiidae.